CACGCCACAAAGUUUGUUACGUUCUUGAAGGGGUUGCAUAGAGCUUCGGUGUGUGGCGAAUGUAGAGCUGAACGCCCGGCGGUUGGAGCGGGCUGCUGCAGCCUCGCAUUUUCAUUAGAUGUAGUCCGUGGGAUUGCGGGAGGUGCAGGAAGUUUGACAGCGGUAGGAUUGCAAACAACAUUUGUGGAAAAUAAACCAUCUCCCUGCGUGCAGCCUGUUCGGGAGCAACGCUGUCCCUAGUGCGACCAGCAGCAGCCACGGACCAUGUCAGAGCACCGGCUGAUGGUAGAGGAACUCAACGAGCUUCUAGCAAACGACAGUGGCUUUUACAGCCUCCCAGCGCAGCACUGCAAUGAAGUUUACUCCAGAAUAUAUGUGGGCAAUGCAUUUGUUGCACAAAAUCUUAUGAGGUUAGAGCGAUUGGGGAUAACACAUGUGUUGAACAGUGCAGAAGGCAACUCAUUCAUGCACGUUAACACCAGUGCGGAGUUCUACGCAGGGUCAGGGAUAACAUACCAUGGAAUUAGAGCCAACGACACAGAAGCAUUUGACCUGAGUGCAUAUUUUGAAGAAGCUGCUGACUUCAUUGACAAGGCCUUGGCACAAAAGGAUGGGCGAGUGUUUGUGCAUUGCCGUGAAGGAUACAGUCGUUCGCCUACUCUUGUAAUUGCUUAUCUCAUGCUGCGACACAAAAUGGAUGUCAAAACGGCUCUGAUAACCAUCCGUCAGAAAAGGGAGAUUGGGCCAAAUGAUGGAUUCUUGCGCCAACUCUGUCAAUUAAAUGAAAAACUAGUUAAGGAGGGUAAACUUUAGUCUUAGCCAGUUUGGAAGUAGCCAGUGCCUGAUGAGAAUUAAUAGAUACCUGAGAUUUCAGUGUACCAAAUGUGUGUUGAAUUUAGGGCUGGGAUAAAGUUUCAUUGUUUCAAUAAUUUCUUCAGUGGGAUUGACUUACUUUGAAGGAAUUUAGGAAAAGGUCAAGAUAGCAGCGACCCAGCAUUAUGUUUAACACAUAAUUCCAUUGUCUCCAAAUGUAGUAGGACCCUUGGAUUCGGGUUGAUGCGUGUUGGUCUUUGGGAUCAUAGUUUUGGAUUGUAAUGCAGGAAAAUUAAUUUAUUGUGCUCAGUUACUGUACCAAGUUACAGUUAAUGAUGUGAAUCUGUUAGAAAUAUCCCAGUGUUUUAGUGCUCAGGUCUUGCAGUUAGCUCAAUUAGUUGGGCUUGAUGCAGUUAUCAACUGAGUACUAUAAGCAAACAAAUUUUCCUACGUUUCAGUGGCUUUGUAAUGGUGUACUUUAUUGACCAUAGUGCACCUUAUAAAGGAUGGGAAAGGUGCUAUAUAAAUGUAACUCUCUUUCUGUCUUUCACCUUACUUGGUUGCUGCAAUGUUUGACAUUAUUGACAAGUUAGCACAUUGUAGAUCAGUGUCAAACUCCAUUUAAUCAUCCCCAGAACUGCAGAUGUUACCUUUUCUUCCCUAUUUUGGGGCGGACAUGUUUUUGCUGUGUGAAUUGAUAAAAAUCAAAUUAAUUAUCCAUACAUCUUUAUACAAGGGAGCUAUUAGAUAAUUACACUUGUCUGUAAAUGAAAGGCAAAAAACCUAAGGGUCCCAGAAUUCUGUUUUUCUUUCCAAAUAAUGUGUCUGACCCGCUAAGUGUUUCCAGCAUUUUCUGUUCUUAUUGCUAUUUGCCUUUAGUUCCUCUGAGGGGGUGAAAACUAAUUAAUAUUUUGACUAACCCUUCAGAAUCCUUCCUCUCAAAUGAUGCAUACUUGCAUGUGCCUAAGCACAUGUUCCUCUGCAUGGUAAUAAAAACAUUAAUUUAAUCAAUACUGUGCAGGCAGUUUGUUCCCUUCGUCAUGUUCUGUUAAAGUCCUCGAACUGAAAUCAUUGAUCCUAAUAUCACUAUAACAAUCUUGUGAAAAAUUAUGUCCAAACCAGGAGUAUUUGUAAUAUCGCUAACCCGGACCCCAUUUGAUGGUUUGUGAAGUAUGACACUUAAGUUUGUUGGAGAAUCUAAUCCCUUUAACUAUGGUAAAGCUCCACCAAUAUCUCAAUAUGCUACUUUGUCAGUUUUGGAAAGGUUUGUUUCCAGCAUAGAAUAUUGUAAGAGUUGGUUAGAAGGGAUACUUAAUGGUCCUGCUGAAGAAAAUUGAAGAAAAGCUUUGGUCCUGGCCAUAGUUAACUAAUUUGAAUUUGCAAGUUGUUGUAAUUAUUUCUGUGUCUUCAAAGUGUACAUUAUUAAGACUGUAGCAAUACGAUGCCUUUCAUAUUGUCAGUUGUUCAAAUACUUUAUCAUAUAAACAGUGUUUUAAUAUUACCGGCAUCAUCUGAAUCUCGCAUGACCUAAACUACUUUACAGUGGCAUGCAAAAGUUUGGACACCCCUGGUCAAAACUUCUGUUACUGUGAAUAGUUAAGUGAAUAGAAGAUGAACUGAUCUCCAAAAGUCAUAAAGUUAAAGAUGAAACAUUCUUUUCAACGUUUUAAGCAAGAUUAAUUAUUUUGUUUUGUACAAUUUUAGAAUGAAAAAAAAAGGAAAGGAGCACCAUGCAAAAGUUUGGGCACCCCAAGAGAUUUGAGCUCUCAGAUAAUUUUUACCAAGGUCUCAGACCUUAAUUAGCUUGUUCACAGUCAUCAUUAGGAAAGGCCAGGUGAUGCAAAUUUCAAAGCUUUAUAAAUACCCUGACUCCUCAAACCUUGUCCCAACAAUCAGCAGCCAUGGGCUCCUCUAAGCAGCUGCCUAGCACUCUGUAAUUAAAAUAAAUGAUGCCCACAAAGCAGGAGAAGGCUAUAAGAAGACAGCAAAGCGUUUUCAAGUAGCCGUUUCCUCAGUUCUUAAUGUAAUUAGGAAAUGGCAGUUAACAGGAACGGUGGAAGUCAAGUUGAGGUCUGGAAGACCAAGAAAACUUUCCGAGAGAACUACUUGUAGGAUUGCUAGAAAGGCAAAUCAAAACCUUCGUUUGACUGCAAAAGACCUUCAGGAAGAUUUAGCAGACUCUGGAGUGGUGGUGCACAGUUCUACUGUGCAGUGACACCUGCACAAAUAUGACCUUCAUGGAAGAGUCAUCAGAAGAAAACCUUUCCUGUGUCCUCACCACAAAAUUCAGCGUCAGAAGUUUGCAAAGGAACAUCUAAACAAGCGUGAUGCAUUUUGGAAACAAGUCCUGUGGACUGAUGAAGUUAAAAUAGAACUUUUUGGCUGCAAUGAGCAAAGAUAUGUUUGGAGAAAAAAGGGUGCAGAAUUUCAUGAAAGGAACACCUCUCCAACUGUUAAGCACGGGGGUGUAUCGAUCUUGCCUUGGGCUUGUGUUGCAGCCAGUAGCAUGGGGAAUAUUUCACUGGUAGAGCGAAGAAUGCAUUCAAUUAAAUACCAGCAAAUUCUGGAAGCAAACAUCACACCGUUGGUAAAAAAAACUGAAGGUGAAAAGAGGAUGGCUUCUACCACAGGAUAAUGAUGUUUCUGUAGCAGGCAAUUUCUUUUUUACGAGGCCGAUUUGCUAGCUCGAUGCUCAACCCAGCAUGGAUGGAAAGCGUGCACAGGAGCCGGCUGGAUUCGAACUUGGGACCUUCCGCACCAAAGUCCAGUGCUAAUGCCACUACGCCACCAGCUAGCUUAAUGAUCCUAAACCCACCUCAAAAUCCACAAUGGACUACCUCAAGAGGCGCAAGCUGAAGGUUUUGCCAUGGCCCUCACAGUCCCCCGACCUAAACAUCAUUGAAAAUCAGUGGAUAGACCUCAAAAGAGCAGUACAUGCAAGACAGCCCAAGAAUCUCACAGAACUGGAAGCCUUUUGCAAGGAAGAAUGGGUGAAAAUCCCCCAAACAAGAAUUGAAAGACUCUUAGCUGGCUACAGUAAGCGUUUACAAGCUGUGAUACUUGCCAAAGGGGGUGUUACUAAGUACUGACCAUGCAGGAUGCCAAAACUUUUGCUUUGGGCCCUUUUCCUUUUUUGUUAUUUUGAAACUGUAAAAGAUGGAAAUAAAAAAAUUUUCUUGCUUAGAAUAUUAAAGAAAUGUGUCAUCUUUAACUUUAUGCCUUUUGGAAAUCAGGUCAUCUUUUACUCGCUCAGCUAUCCACAGUAACAGAAAUUUUGACCAGGGGUGCUCAAACUUUUGCAUGCCAUUGUAUCACCUCCUGCUUUGCAGAUCAUAUCGAAGCUCUGCUGCUUGUCUGCUUCAACCUCGUGCAAAACUGCUCAAUGUACUUGGCUACCAGAUGCACAGAGAAAAUUAACUUCUAUUGGGUUAACACGCUUGAAGUUCCAAAGGCAUUUGGUAUUGAAAACAAAGUAAGCUGUACAUUUAACAUUUGGUUGCUAAAAUAUAUGUUUGCCCAUUGACUACAUGCGUACACGUAAUCCCUAGUACAGCAGUGAUCUGCAUAAAAUAGAAACUUUUUUGAGUUACCUCCCAUGUACUUCACGCUUUCUUGGCCAAUGGCAGGUGGGUACUGGAAAUUAACUAUAAUAAGCACAAGCUGGGGAAUGGAAGACUCCGCUUGAACUGACUAGCUAAAAACUCAUGUUAGUUCAUUCAAAAUGUUGAUUAAGGAGCACAGCAAGAUGUAAUUAGUUCAUUAGGCUACCGAUUGUAGCUGGUGCAUAAUCAAUUUGGGAGAUAAACCUCCAGAACCCAUGUAACUGCACACCAGUAUGCCCAAUCAUAGAAAGGAAAUGAGAAUAGUUUAGAAAAUGAUUUUACUUAGCUUCUGGUAUUCAUUAUACUUAACUGUCAUGUUUAUAUUCAAUUCAUAUGAGGCUCUUCUUGGACCUCAUUAUAGCUGAAAAUCCCAUACGUUGGAUUUCCAGUACAUUGAGUCGAGUGACCAAGCAGCAAACAGCGUAAGUCUGGUUUGGGAUCUUUGUUUUGUCUUCCAAAGAUAGGUGACUGUCAUGUUUACAACAUAUUCCCCUUGUUGCCCAAGAAGAGAAAGAUGAUUGAUUCUUGCUGCUUGCAGAAAUGAAAAAAAUUGAAGAUAAUCACUUAUAAUAUAAGUACAAAUGUAAAUGUUCUGGAACUUGGUACCCAGUUUUCCUGGCAGGCAAUUGAAUGCUGCCUAUCGUUUACCACUUUGCAUUUAUGGUUUAUUAUGUAUCUGAGAUGAUAGAGAAAAAAUGAGUUAAUGCUGCAGUAGUUAAAAAUCUGGAGUAAUCAUACCCACAACUAUGUAGGCACUAUUGUAUAGGAGCUUUUUGUGAUUGUUCCUAAUAUUCAGAUUUGUUGCCCAGUAUAACCACCAUUCUCCACCAUACCGCAAAACCCUCACUCUCUUGAUGGGCUGAAAUGAUUGUAAUAAAGUUACAAUGAGAAUUGUAGUACAAUUCAGCCAUCAUUGUAUUACUUAACUUACCACUGGAAGAGAACAUUGAUGAUCAAAGGAAAUGUUAACAGAGACUAAUGACAGGAUAUUUUGCCAAGAGAAGUGGCAAAUAUUUAGAGUAUGGGUAAAAAAUUUUCACUGUUUCUGAGUUUAUAUUAUAAAGGUAGAUUUUUUAGUGUUUGACAAAAUUAGAUUAUUUUGAUUAUCAAAAAUCUUCACAAGAUUCACCCCUUUCAUCUCAAUAUAUUCAGCAAGUUGUAAUUAGAAGUUUACAACCCAUGUUGUAAGAGAAUGUGAGAUGAACGUGGCAGAACAUCAACAUCGGCCAGUACACUGUACUGCUCAUUUCAGAACCUGGCAUCAGAGUCGUUAAACAGGAAACUUACAGUAGGAUUGCCAUUUAUUUCAGGGCUUUCACCAAGGCUAAUGGCUUUUUUUUUAUCGCCCAGUGUCCUUGCAAUGCCAUAGUAAAUGGAUGCUAUAAAUCUGGCAUGUUAUGGUAGGUUUCUCACUGCAGAGGCUCUCUAGUCCAAAUAGAUUUAUGUUUUCAAAACCUGCACAUUACGGACCGUAUCAGCUUGCUUUGAAGCAGUCCUGAACAAAUUCAUAGAACCUCCUCUUUUUUGUGUUUCCAUUCACUUUCAUUUUAGUUUUAGUUCUACAGUGUGACAUCUGUACCGUUGGAGAAGAUAGGACUGGAUGUUUAAGCUUUGCAUUUGAUAUACUGUGUGGGUACUCUGCAAUCUGCCAAUUCAGAAUUUCCUUAAAUUAACUCUUUGGCUUGUCCUUCAUUUUCUUUCAUGUAAAAUAUAUUAUUUUGCUUAUCAGUCUUUCUACCUGCACUUCAAUUCUUCUGUAGUUUUACAUCUCCAUCAUGCCACUGAUGACACAUUUUAAAGAUAUGAAAAUUUAAAAAACUGCAGAUGCAGACAAUCUGAAAUAAACUGAAAACAUUGGAAACACUCAAUAGGCCAGGCAGUAUCUGUAGAAGGAGAGACGUACCUGAGACUUUGUUUCUCUUUCCAUGGAUGCCACUUGACCUGCUGAGUAUUUCCAUCAACAACUUCUCCUAGCUCCUUAGAACAAAUGGAAUUUGUUAGUAUUAAUUUGUGAACUGAUUUUUACAAUGGACUUCUGAAGAUAUUUCUUAAAUUCUUUUGGUUAAAACUGAAAAAUUCAAUGACAGCUUAAAAGUUGCACUAAUUACUUUUCAAAUUUGACCUUAAAUAAUAUCUUGUUCUUCUCAGUCACAUGGAGAGAGAACAAUUUGUGAAAAGUUGCUGGAGAUUUUUUUUAAAAAGAUGGUUUCCUAAAGUUGAAGUCUCUGAAGGGUGAACAUACACACUGUUAGACUUCAUGUUCCAGUCUUGGAGUUCCUUAAACCAUGGAGAAAUCUUAGGUAAUUAGGAGAGAUCUUGGUAAAUAAAAGGGGCCAAUAUUAUUUAUUCAAGUUCCAUUAGAUGAUCCCUGAUUUUCAGUCCUACAAUAUGGUUAUUCCUAAAUUGUGAAAUAUGAUGUUCUCCAGUAUCUAUGUGGCUAUGUUUUCCACUUUAGCUGUUUUGCAAAUGCCUACUUGACAUUUAGAUGCAUUACGAGAAAUAGUUUGUCUUUCCUGUAAUGUCAAUACUGUAACAUUAAACUGACAAAUAUACUAAAGCUAUUCUAAAAGCAAGAUUUUCUGGAGGUUCUAAAACUGUAAGUAGUUAUAAGGGUUGAUCAACUUUAUGAGAAAGCAGUUGGAUUAAAAUCUAUACAGUAUAUUUCAUGUUUUACUGCAGUUGACCUUGUGAAGGUGGUUGUUAAUUCUUAAAAGGCCAAUCACUGUCUGCAUAUCACACCUAUGAUAGUACAGUUUGCUCAUGAGUAUGGAAAGCAGUCAAUCACAAUCAAAAGAGAUAAUAGCAUAACUUGCUGGGAAUUACAUAUUUCUGUUAAAACAAUUAUAAUAUUAAGGAGAGAAUAUAAUUUUAUGAAGAUUGCAGGUCAAUUGCACAUUAGGGGCAAAAAUGUGUCUACUUGUAUCAUGAUGUUUAGUGAAGACCAGAUAACGUUGCCCAUGAAUAUAUGAACAUAAUAAAUAUAUAUAUAUAUUAAAAACAUAAUAUAUAUUACUUCGUUCCAGUAUAAGGAUACAAAUUAGACACCUUGCUGCAGAAGGGGCUUAAAUUCUAAUUGAAAUUCCCAACAGCAUGCUAUUGGGAUGGUCUAAUUAUGGUCUGGUUUUGUCUUUCUCUUCCAUAAAAAUCAUUCAAAAUUACUGUAAAUAUUUUUAAUGUCAAGAAAUUCCUACGAAGUUAGAGAAAAGACUGAUCACUUGUGUCAAUUCUGCGGAGGGAGAGUCAAGCCCACAAGCAUGCUCUGUCUUCCAGGUAGCUUUGUUUCCUCCCCUCCUGAACACCAAGUCCAAUUAACAAUGAAACUUAUAAUUUUAAAUGAAGUAGCACAUCUUCUUUGGGGCAUGGUGUAGUUUAUUUGCCAGUAUUUUACAUGAAUGGUAUAAUUUUUCAGAUUCAUUUUCUUCCAUAGUAGCUCAAUUUACAUUGAUCUAGGCAGAAAAUUAUACUGAACCUCACAACUUAAUUGACUGGUCUUCUGAACUUCAGUUUCUCUUGGAGACACAAGAGACUGUGGAUAGUCCAGAUGAAGGGUGUUGACCCGAAAGAUCGACUGUCCAUUUCCCUUAGUGGGUGCUGCUUGACCUCCAUCACCUUGUGUGUUGUUUCAGUUUUUUCAUUGUUUUACAAAGAAUGGAUGAUCCAGUAAAAAUGUGCUAACCUAAGUCCAGAUUCUUUUCCCGUUCAGACUUGACCAGUGGAAAAUUUAUUCUAUCUUUUUCACCGGAACUUCAUUUUAUACGGCGUAUCCAGAGGAUCUCUUGAGACACAUCCAGCACACUUCAAGGGCUCUUCUGUUGGUGACAAUUCUUAACUUGUACCUUUUUCAUUAGCUUCAAUUCCUUUUCCUUUGUGGAAUCCUUCAAAGGCUGAGAGUCUUAUACGUUGAUUUUCGAUAAAUCUGAGAAAAUCAAGAAAAUAGUGCUUGGUUUAGGAGGAAGCAAGUUCAAGUGGCAGAGGUAUAAAAAAAAAUUAAACAAUUCCCUUCCCUUCUAACAAUAGUUUGUAAAGCUAUUUGGAAUAAUCUCAUCACAUGAAGUAUUUGCACAAGCUUGAAUUACAUGCAUAACCCCAACACAUAAUUUCAUAAAUCCAAAGCACAUGCAUUGCACAAAAGAAAUAUUUUUGACAAGUAUAUUUUGGAUAGAAAUGCUAAAUUAUGUUAUCUAAAUCAUGAAGGUUUUGAUGUAAAUGAUUUGCCUGUGUAGUUGAUGAGAAGAUCUUCAAACUGGAGGCUUCCCUACCUAAAGUAUGGUGACAUUUCAGUAUGCAUGACCUGCUUUAAUUGCACUUUAUAAAUGCAAAUAGGGUGAAUUUGUAAUGUCAUUGAAGAUGUAGGCAGAGGUCCAGCUCACUAGGCUUUAAUAAUAGUCCAUUAGACUAUUAGUCCUCUAACAAAGAUGGCGCUAAUGAGACAUGACAAUGCUUUGCAGGCAGCAAACAAAGCAACUAACUAUUCUAUUAAAUAUACUUUUUUUGGGGGACUCUGAUCACUGCAAUCUGCAGCCUGUAAUUUUCCUUUGGGAGUUGGGCUUUUGAACGGUCUACGACCUGGUGUUUUUGCACUAUCCUGAAAGAUUCAUUAAAAUGGACUCUUGAGAGUGGGGGUAUGGCCGUGGCGGCCACUGUUGGAGUGGACUUCGGGCCCGAUCGAAGUGGCAGGGCCUGGGCCCGAGAGCGAAAAAUGAAUUGAUAUUUAGCCAAUUUAAGCACAGUGUCAGAUUAAAAAGAUCAAGGCGUCGAAGCCGAGGGUGAAGGAUGAACCGGUGUUCAGCUCACCAUUCCGUGAGGCUUUACUCGCCUCAGCACUGAACUGACUCUGCAGCUGUGAUCAGUAGCCAUCGACACUCGCCCCAGUGCUGAACUGGCUUUGCGGCUGUGGCCUGCAGCCAUCGGGCUCCUGGAUCUGCUGCAGCGCUAAACUCGCUCCAUGUCUGUGGCCUCGCAUUCGGGGACUCUGCAGUUCACGUUCCGUGUGUUAAUUGCUUUUUUUUAAUUGUUUGCACAACUUGUUCUUUUUCGCACGGUGGAUGUUUGACAGUCUUUGUUGUGUGGAUUCUAUUGUGUUUUGUGGCUGCCUGCAAGAAGAUGAAUCUCAAGGUUGUAUAUGAUAUACAUACUUUGAUAAUAAAUGUACUUUGAAGUUUGAAUUUACAUCCAAACCAGAUGCCAGUCAUUGAACUGAAGGAGCCAAGGAAUAGCUGUGGUGGAGUAGUUUUCAGUGACUAUAAUUGUUGAAUAUUGAGGUCUUAACACUUCAUGAGGUAGCUAAAGUACAAGGCCUCUAUAUCUGAUCAGGAGUACUAAGGACCAUGAAAGGUGGUGAAAGGAUGAGGUUUCAUGUCAACAUGCUGCAUUUUCGUCCUUCCAUUGUGGGACUCUGCAAGCCAAGAAGGCUGAUAGGAAUGUAUCUUCUACAGGCUUUUGUUAUCUUAUAAAAAGUGAGAGUUUCCAUCUUGAAUGCAAGUGUCUUCUGUAAGCAGGAAGCAUAGGCUAUUUGUUGCAAUAUAAAAGUAUAUUUUAAAGAAACUAGGUUUAUAUGUUCCAGAGGCUUUACACUUAAGGAAAUCCUGUAUAUAUUUCAGAGUUCUGUAUUUAUUUCUGAAUGUAAAAGAAAUGUGUGUUUUGUCAAAAAACUGAUAUCUCUGGCAAAUGUACUUGCCUUGAGAUCUGUAUUUUGUUUCUGUUCUACGUAAUGUUUUUCUGUUUAAAAAUAAAAAGGCAAAAU
Molecule: messenger RNA, 10158 nt
Organism: Mobula hypostoma (lesser devil ray)
Lineage: Eukaryota; Metazoa; Chordata; Chondrichthyes; Myliobatiformes; Myliobatidae
Gene: dusp3a
Product: dual specificity phosphatase 3a
Exons: 4
Coding region: 265-813 (182 amino acids)
Biological process (GO): negative regulation of Wnt signaling pathway; negative regulation of BMP signaling pathway; protein dephosphorylation
Cellular component (GO): cytoplasm
Molecular function (GO): protein tyrosine/serine/threonine phosphatase activity; BMP binding; MAP kinase phosphatase activity
Source: RefSeq, a predicted model, not a curated record